AUGGCAUCAGUUGAUACAUCAGUUCCAUCACUCGAUAAGGCAUGGAGAAUUAAUUACGACGAUUUAGAGUUUAAUUCAGAGAUUGGCAGCGGUGGCUUUGGUAAAGUAUAUAGAGGCGAAUAUUUAGGUACACCUGUAGCAAUUAAAAAGAUUCAAAUUUUACCAGAUGACCCAAACCGUGUUGAUCUUGAAAAAUUUUUAAACCGUGAAAUCGAAACAAUCAAACUUUUUUCUCAUCCAAAUGUAAUCCAAUUUGUUGGUCUUUCAGAAAAAAAUGGUAUUUUAUUUAUUGUAACUGAAUUAGUUGAAGGUGGCGACUUACAAUAUUAUUUAAAAAACAAAUCAAUCGAGUUAUCGUGGUUUUUAAGAGCCUCUAUUGCUCACGAUGUUUCAUUGGCUAUGGCCUACCUUCACAAUCAAUCAAUUGUUCACAGAGAUUUAAAAUCAACUAACCUUUUAGUAGAUAGAAAUUGGAAAAUUAAAGUUUGCGAUUUUGGUUUUGCAAGAAUUGUCGAUGAAGAAAAUAAUAAAUCAAUGACUAUUUGUGGUACAGAUAAUUGGAUGUCUCCAGAAAUGAUAACUGGUAAAGAUUAUGAUGAAAAAUCUGAUGUUUUUUCAUUUGGUAUUGUUUUAUUAGAAAUUAUCACAAGAGUUAAACCACAGCCAUAUAUGAGAGGUGCUGAUUUUGGAUUAUCUGAAGAUAUUGUAAGAAAUCAAUUAAUUCCUGAAGAUUGUCCAGCUUCAUUGGUUAAACUCACUUUUGAUUGUUGUAGAGUAGAUCCAGCCCAAAGACCAUCAUUCAAAGAAAUUGCCUCAAUUCUUAAAAAUAUUAAAAUAUCACUU
Molecule: messenger RNA, 843 nt
Organism: Dictyostelium purpureum
Lineage: Eukaryota; Evosea; Eumycetozoa; Dictyosteliales; Dictyosteliaceae
Exons: 3
Biological process (GO): protein phosphorylation
Molecular function (GO): ATP binding; protein kinase activity
Source: RefSeq, a predicted model, not a curated record